AUGAAGUUCGGUGAACAGCUGAACCGGUCUCUCAUUAGAGAGUACAGCUACUACUAUAUCUGCUAUGAUGACCUCAAGACGGAGUUGGAGGAAAACCUCGAAUCCAACAACGGCGAGUGGAGCGAGGCGCUAGAAACGCAGUUUCUGGAGUCGCUAGAGGUCGAGCUCGACAAAGUGUACACCUUCUGCAAGGUCAAGCACAACGAAGUGGUCAGAAGAGUCAAGGAAGCACAGGAGCAGGUUCACAUGACGGUCCGCGCGAUAGAGUCGAACGCACCACCUUCGGAGCUGGAUUUCGAAAUCUUGGAGGAAGAGCUGUCCGACAUUAUCGCGGACGUGCACGAUCUUGCGAAGUUCGCCAGGCUGAACUACACCGGGUUCCAGAAGAUCAUCAAGAAGCACGACAAAAAGACCAAGUUCAUUCUCAAGCCCGUGUUCCAGGUGCGUUUGGACGCCAAGCCCUUCUUCAAGGAGAACUACGAUGACCUCGUGGUCAAGAUCUCCCAGCUGUACGACCUGGUGCGUACAAGAGGCAACCCCAUCAAGGGUGACUCCUCGUCCGGCGGUAAGCAACAGAACUUUAUCAGACAGACCACCAAGUACUGGGUGCACCCGGACAACAUCACAGAAUUGAAGCUUAUCAUCCUAAAACACCUCCCCGUGCUGGUGUUCAACACCAACAAGGAAUUCGAAAAAGAAGACUCCGCAAUCACCUCCAUCUACUACGACAACGAGAACCUCGAUCUCUACUACGGGCGUCUCAGGAAAGAUGAAGGUGCAGAGGCCCACAGACUGAGAUGGUACGGUGGAAUGAGUUCUGACACCAUUUUCGUCGAAAGAAAAACCCAUAGAGAGGACUGGACUGGCGAGAAAUCAGUCAAGGCCAGAUUCGCUCUGAAAGAACGCUACGUCAACGAUUUCAUGCACGGAAACUACACCGUCGAGCAAGCAUUCGCAAAGAUGCGCAAGGACGGUAAAAAGAGCCUCAAGGAGAUUGAAAACCUGGAGGCGCUAGCCACUGAGAUCCAGUACACGAUGCUGAAAAAGAAGCUCAGGCCUGUUGUGAGAUCUUUUUACAACAGAACUGCUUUCCAGCUGCCCGGAGAUGCUCGUGUGCGUAUCUCCUUGGACACUGAACUUUCCAUGGUGAGAGAAGACAACUUCGACGGCUAUGACAGAACCAAGGGCAACUGGAGAAGAAUGGAUAUUGGAGUUGAUUGGCCCUUCAAGCAGUUGCCUGAGAAGGACAUCUGCAGGUUUCCAUACGCAGUCUUGGAGGUUAAGCUGCAAACACAAUUAGGCCAGGAGCCUCCUGAGUGGGUUCGUGAGCUUGUCGGUUCCCACUUGGUUGAGCCAGUUCCAAAGUUCUCAAAGUUCAUUCACGGUGUGGCAACUCUGCUCAACAACAAGGUCGAGUCUAUACCUUUUUGGCUGCCACAGAUGGACGUGGACAUUAGAAAACCACCUAUCCCUACCCACAUCAACAUCAGCCGGCCUGGAAGAAGCGACAACGAUAGUGAUGAUGAUUUAUACACUAACGAGUCACACCCUGCAGGCAACCUCAUGGACCCAGAAGAAAGAGUUGGGUACGGCGCCAUAGAGGGCGGAGACCCACAAAACUCUCAGCCCGCCGCUGACCAGCACAGCGCCUCCGCAGUGCUCCAGAGAAAGGCGAGAAACGCAUCCAAUCCUGUCACGAGAAUGUUUUACCAGGUUGGUGCCGCUGUCGACCACUACUUACACGGAGACCAAGUCACUAAGGUCCCACAAGGCACUGUGUUCGACACUGAGGUACGCGCUCCACCAGGGAAGACAAUCUGCGUCCCAGUCCGUGUUGAACCCAAGGUGUACUUUGCCACUGAAAGAACCUUUCUUUCUUGGAUGUCCAUUGGCCUGAUUUUUAACGGUGUCGCCAUUUCCAUGUUGACUUACGGAACUCGCACUACUAUGGUGGCGUCUGUUGGCUUUUUCUUGACUGCGCUGGUCACCAUUAUCUACAAUGCCUACGUGUACUGCAAGAGGGUUGUGAACAUCAGGCUCAAGAGGGCAAUUGACUAUCAGGACAAGGUCGGACCGCCGCUUGUAUGCGCAUGCCUCUUGGCUUCAACCAUAUUCAGCUUCUACUGUAAGCUGGCAUCCUGA
Messenger RNA from Lachancea thermotolerans CBS 6340, 2142 nucleotides. RefSeq names its product Vtc4p (gene VTC4). Gene Ontology annotation, cellular component: fungal-type vacuole membrane; vacuolar transporter chaperone complex. Lineage: Eukaryota; Fungi; Ascomycota; Saccharomycetes; Saccharomycetales; Saccharomycetaceae. The transcript has a single exon. The record is from RefSeq and is a predicted model, not a curated record. The coding region runs from base 1 to 2142 and encodes 713 amino acids. Gene Ontology annotation, biological process: vacuole fusion, non-autophagic; microautophagy; polyphosphate metabolic process.